CCCACACGAACCGCCGCAUCGCCCAUCCAGGCAACCCCCCUGCAUCUGUGCCGAUUGAUGGAGGCACGCGCCAGCUGCGAAUGCAUGGGUGGGCAGCGCCUCUUGGCGGCGACCGAGAACACUUCAACGUCAACUCAGAGAUUCUCAUCCCAUUCAAGUUGGAUUUACAAACCCGGGGCCAUGAUUGGCCAUGGAAAAAUCCACGAUGUCGACGCGAGAUGGCCUUGCCACAAUCGCGCCACGGCUCCGUUCUCUCUCGCCGCUCUCGCAUGCAGCUUCGUUCGUCUUCCCACGAACGGCGACGAAUCCUCCCCCGUCCACGGGGAUAUUGCCACAUCCACCAUGUCGCAUACGCGACGCCUCGAGUCGGGCCUGCCGCCGACAUGUUGAAGUUGCGGAGUCCACAUGUCGUCAAUUCGUCUGGCGUCGGCGCUGGCAAUUGGCCAGUCGACCAGCCAACGGCCGAGUAUAAAUACAUCGCAUCAUGCGACUGUUCUUGCCGGGCUCGCUCCGUCAUUUUCGGAUCCGCUCGGACACUACAUGGACGCAAUUCAAACGUACGUCGCUGCCAAGUCGGUGGUCGUCCUGAACGCUGGCAACGUCCGUGUUAUGCCCACGAUCCUCGCACGCGCCGGACGCGUCCACGUCGUCGACAGCAAAGGCCAGCAGUGGGCCGCACCGAACGCGUCGUUUGAGCGAGGCAAUCCCCUCACGUACAGUGUGUCGGCACCAUUCGACGUCGUGUGGAGCAACAUCGACGUGACCGAGAUGGACAUCGACGAUGUCCGCCAGUUGGUCAGCGCCGUGGCCAAGCUGGCGCGCGACGCGAUCUUUGCCGUGACGAGUGGCCACGGCGUUGCGCUCCUCGAGCAAGUCGUUCAAUCGAAGCACGUGGACGUCGACGCGAAUGUUGCGGUCGUGUCGAAGGUGUCGUUUGCAUUGGCCGAUUCGUCGGAAGAGAGCGUUGUGGCGGUCUGGUCGGACCGGAAGAUGCCGCUCAUCUGGCGGGAUUCUGUCUACACUGGCAAGUGUGCGAUCAUGACGGAGCUGUACACGGCGCAGAAGGCGUACAUUGCGUCGCUGAUGGCGCUGGAUCGCCCCACUUCGUACGUCGAGGUCGGGUGCGGGACGUCCGAGAUGGGGUCGGUGCUCUUUGAGCGCAUGGCGUACACGGUCGGCGUCGAAAUCAACCCGGUCAUGAUCGAGUUGGCGAAAGACAUCCACCCUGCGAUGCAUGCGCAUCCGCGCAACUACCUGAUUGAAGGCAACGCGUUGGAGCUGGAAGCGAUCCUGAAGCGGACCAUGCCGGCGGACUUUUGGACGUCGACCCGCGUCGUGGCUAUUCUCAUGAACACGUUUGGAAUUCUCCCAGAAGCGAUUCGCCAAGGCGUGAUUGAUCAAAUGAUCGACGUUGCCGGCGACGACGGUGUUGUCGUCAUCGGGUGCUGGCACAGCGAGAGCUUCCGCCGCGGCGUCCAUGAAUACUACAUGAAGAACCCGGCGCUCGUGGGGGACAACGUGACCCUCGACAUGUGCGACUUCACCACGAGCGACCUUUGGGUGCCGUCGUCCAAGUACGAGUCGCAUUGGUUCUCGGCCGCCGAGCUCAAGCGGUUUGUUCAAGCACAUGCGGCCAACGGCUAUGCCGUGUCGACGCAUGUCGAGGGCAUUGGCAUCUUUUUGACGUGCCGCCGACAGCGCCGUGCCGACGCCGCCUCGACUCUGUAAUCGAAACCACUACCGUUGCUAUAUCAUUUACGUGUGUUCGCUAAACUUGUACUGUUUCCACUUGUCCGA
This is a messenger RNA of Aphanomyces invadans, 1797 nucleotides long. RefSeq lists its product as hypothetical. The coding region runs from base 406 to 1728 and encodes 440 amino acids. The transcript has a single exon. NCBI's taxonomy places the organism in Eukaryota, Oomycota, Saprolegniomycetes, Saprolegniales, Verrucalvaceae. The record is from RefSeq and is a predicted model, not a curated record.